Molecule: messenger RNA, 1747 nt
Organism: Leopardus geoffroyi (Geoffroy's cat)
Lineage: Eukaryota; Metazoa; Chordata; Mammalia; Carnivora; Felidae
Gene: AFMID
Product: arylformamidase
Exons: 11
Coding region: 42-974 (310 amino acids)
Molecular function (GO): arylformamidase activity
Source: RefSeq, a predicted model, not a curated record
GAAAAAGCAGGCGGGGAGCACCGUCCCGCGGUAGCGGCGAGAUGGAGGUUCCCGAGCGGGGUCGCCGGGCCGAGGCUCCCUGGAAGAAGCUGUCUAAGGAGGAGCUGGAGAAUCAGUACAGCCCCAGCAGAUGGGUCAUCCGACUGGGAGCCGAGGAGGCCCUGAGGACCUACUCACAGAUAGGGGAUGAGGCUACUAAGAGGGCCCGAGCCACCAGGAGGAACCUGCUGCAUGUCCCCUACGGAGACGGCGAGGGGGAGAACCUGGACAUCUACUUUCCCGAGCGAGUGUCUGAAGCCUCGCCUUUCUGUGUGUUCUUCCAUGGCGGAUACUGGCAGAGCGGAAGUAAAGAUACAUCAGCCUUCAUGGUCAACCCACUGACAGCACAGGGAGUGGCCGUGGUGAUCGUGGCUUAUGACAUAGCCCCCAAAGGUACCCUGGACCAGAUGGUAGACCAAGUGACCCGGAGCAUCGUGUAUAUCCAGAAGCAGUAUCCACGCAACGAGGGGAUUUACCUGUGCGGACACUCAGCUGGGGCCCACCUGGCCGCCAUGAUGCUCCUGGCCGACUGGACCAAGCAUGCAGUCGCACCCAACCUCAGAGGCUUUUUCCUGGUAAGUGGGAUCUAUGACCUAGAGCCCAUCGUGUUCACCUCUCAGAACGGCCCUCUCCUCAUGACCCUGGAGGAUGCUCGGAGGAAUGGUCCACAGCAGCUCCUGGAGGCGGCCCUGACGCAGCCCGUGGAUCCCGCCUGCCACGUGCUGGUGAUCGUGGGCCAACACGACUCCCCCGAAUUCUCCCGACAGUCCAGGGAAUUUUAUCAGACACUGUGCAGAGGAGGAUGGAACGCCUCGUUUGAAGAACUCCACGAUGUGGAUCACUUUGAAAUCAUCUGGAAGCUAACCCAGGACGACUACGUACUCACCCAGGUGGGGCACAUCCCUUCACUGUGGAGGGCAUGGGUCCUGCCUUAGCACCCCCGGACAUACGGACAGGAGGAUGAUUUUGAGAACAAUCCUCCAGGAGCCCUGACAGCAUUGGACCCCCACCAGCGGGCACCCCGAUGGUGAAGCUCCCCCCAGGCCCCGCGGGCUUCCCCUUCCUGCCGAACUGGCCUCUCCCCACGCCCAGGAGCGCCUCCAUUUUCUCUGAACACCACUAAAAAUCUCCACGGCCUUUUGCUGGUCUGGAUACAUCAGAUCGAUUCAGAUGUGAAAGCUGAAUGUAGCAUGUAAUUUGAAACACUAAAAUAUUCAAAAAGCUUCCACGACGGAGGCACACGAGAAUGACAUUAUAGGAGUGACUUGAAUUUAUUCCAGAUCGUCAAAGGAAAUGAGUCACAAAGUGUGGGACUUCGUUUAACGUUUGCAACAAAUUCCUUGCGGGACACCCCACAGCUGCUGGCAGGAAGCCCAGGCUGUCUCCACACCUAGGUCAAGAAUUGCGCCCCCUAGGUCAUGCCCUGUCAAAGCAAAAUGCCUUAAACUAAGCAAAAGACAGAACAAAAAUGUGUCCGCCACCUCUAUGGUCCUAUUUUCACUUAAGAAGGAUGCAUAGACCUCUAUGUGGGCACGUGACAUACGAUACACAGAUAUCUAUAGAUCUAGAAAAAAGGACCAGCGGGAUAUACACAGGGUAACGGCAGUAAACAAAGCGAGAUCGUGGGAAAUUUUAAUUUCUUCCUCUCAUCUAAUAUAAAUGAUUGUAUUACUAUAAACAAUUGAAUAUAAAAGUUAUACUAAAUAGA